GGGAAACCGAGCGGGGGCGACGUGGGCGCACGGCGCGCGCAACCAAACCCGGAGACGGCACUUUACUUGCUCAGGCACUCACCGUGCGUGCGUAUGGAGCGGGACGUUGCCGCGCCCUGCGCCACCACUUGCUGUGAACGCCCCGCGUGCCACGCGAUCGCCGCAAAAUAUCAGCCCGGCCACGCAGGAUUCAUUCACCUGCCGUGCUGAGCCGCUGGUAGACCAGUCGGUUUCUCUGCUGCAUCACUCCGGCGCGCGCGCGCGCCUUCAGUCCCUGCGCUGCCCGCGCGAGUGCGUCCGCCGGCAACUGGGCGCGCCGCGCAGGAGCCGCAGCAUGUCGCUUGAUCUCCUCUCUGGCAGGUUCUCGUUCUCGUACUGCGCCGCGGCGAAGCCCCCGAGCAAGAAGAGGAUUGCUUUUGUUGCCGCUGCUGGCGCCUCGCCGUCGCCGCCGCCGGCACGCUCACAUGAAGUCUCGUCUUUCCGGCGAAGGCGCGUGCGAGCCGUGCCGUCGGUUCCCAGCAAACAGGCGUCCCGGCCUGCCGUCAGCGGCAGCAGCGGCACGGCGAAGCGGCGGAGGCGGAGGAGGAAGGUGGAGGAAGAGAAAGGAGGAGGAGGAGGCAGCGGCGAGUGCGUGCCGUCGACGGUGGAGGCAUCCAUAAGCGUGGGGACGCUGUACCAGAAUGGCGACCCUCUGGGGCGGAAGGAGCUCGGGCGGUGCGUGGUGGAGUGGCUGCGGCAGGGCAUGCGGUCCAUGGCGUCCAAGUUCGCCUCAGCCGAGCUGGAGGGCGACCUCGCCGCGGCGGCAUUGGCUCUGGAGUGGGGGUCGGCGGAGGGCAGGCUCGGGUUCGUGAUCCAGGCGCAGCCGUACCUCUCGGCCAUCCCCAUGCCGCAGGGUCUGGAGGCGCUCUGCCUCAAGGCCUGCACGCACCACCCCACCCUGUUCGACCAUUUCCAGCGCGAGCUCCGUGAUGUUCUGCUCAGUUGCCAGAACCAGGGGCUCAUCUUCGACUGGCGAUCAACGCAGUCAUGGAGGAUUUUGAAGGAAAUGGCCAAUUCUUCUCAGCACCGGGCUGUCGUGCGUGGGACAUCACCACGGCCUAAAGCCAAAGCCGUGCACAGCAGCAUUGGUGUAAGCCUUAAGAAGGUGAAGCUGAUGCAGGACAGAAUUGAAGAAUUUGUUAGGCAUAUGUCGGAUCUUCUUCGCAUCGAGCGAGACGUGGAGCUGGAGUUUACGCAGGAGGAGCUGAAUGCCACUCCCAUGCUUGAUGAUGAUUCUGAGCCGCCCAAGCCGGUUGAGUACCUAGUUAGCCAUGGUCAGGCUCAGCAGGAGCAGUGCGACACCAUUUGCAACUUGACUGUGAUCAGCAGCUCAACUGGAUUAGGAGGCCUACAUUUGGUCCUAUUCAGAGUUGAAGGUGGUCAUAAGCUGCCUCCAACCACAUUAUCUCCUGGGGACAUGGUUUGUGUGAGAACUUGUAAUAGCCGUGGUGAGGGAGCCACUUCUUGCAAGCAAGGAUUUGUUUAUAAUCUUGGGGAAGAUGGUUGCAGCAUUACCGUUGCUCUGGAGUCACGCCAUGGUGAUGCUACCUUCUCCAUGCUUUUCGGGAAAAGCGUGCGCAUUGACCGAAUUCAGGGAUUGGCUGAUGCUCUUACAUAUGAGCGCAAUCUUGAAGCGUUAAUGCUUCUUCAUGGGAAUGGCUUACAGAAAGAUAAUGCUUCCAUUGGAGUGGUAGCAACACUGUUUGGGGACAGCAAAGAUGUUGUGAAGAUGGCGGGGAAUAACCUGACUGACUGGGAUGAAUCGAGUGGACCUGAUCUGAGGCUAUCAGAGAGGUAUGCAUAUGAUGCCUCCCAGUUAAGGGCCCUUAAAUUAGGCUUGAACAAAAAGAGGCCCGUUCUAAUCAUCCAAGGGCCUCCUGGCACGGGCAAGACAGUCUUGCUCACUGAGCUCAUUGUACAUGCUGUGCAGCAGGGUGAGCGUGUACUUGUGACAGCUCCAAGCAAUGCGGCAGUCGAUAACAUGGUUGAAAGGUUGUCAAGUACUGGCCUGAACAUUGUACGAGUUGGAAACCCUGUUCGGCUAUCACCCUCUGUUGCUUCAAAAUCCUUGGGGGAAAUUGUGAAUGGCAGGCUUAGACAAUUCAGGAAAGAGCUUGAGAGAAAGAGAACAGACUUAAGAAAGGACCUGAGGCAUUGCAUAGAGGAUGAUUCUUUAGCCGCCGGCAUUCGCCAAUUGCUGAAGCAACUCGGUAGGGAUCUGGAAAAGAAAGAAAAGGAAACAAUCAGGGAAGUGCUCUCCGAUGCACAGGUUGUACUAUCCACUAACACAGGGGCAGCUGAUCCACUUAUCAGGAGAACUGGUUGCUUUGACUUGGUAAUUAUAGAUGAAGCAGGGCAAGCAAUUGAGCCAUCCUGCUGGAUACCUAUAUUACAGGGAAAACGCUGUAUUCUUGCUGGUGAUCAUUGCCAGCUUGCACCUGUUAUAUUGUCGAGGAAGGCCUUGGAUGGUGGGCUUGGCAUAUCUUUAUUGGAAAGGGCUUCACCGUUGCAUGAUGACUUACUGACUACAAGACUGACAGUCCAGUACAGAAUGCAUGAUUCAAUAGCCAUGUGGGCAUCUAACGAGAUGUACCAUGGGUUGCUUAAAUCCUCUCGUUCGGUCGCUUCACAUCUUCUUGCUGACUCUCCAGUUGUCAAGGCUACUUGGAUAACACGUUGCCCACUGCUCUUACUUGAUACUCGGAUGCCAUAUGGAGCCCUAAACAUUGGUUGCAAGGAGCAUUUAGACCCUGCUGGCACAGGUUCAUUUUAUAAUGAAGGAGAAGCAGAUAUAGUCACACAGCAUGUUCUUAAUCUUGUCCAUUGUGGAGUGUCUCCAACUGCAAUAGUUGUUCAGUCUCCCUACAUUGCUCAAGUGCAACUGUUAAGAGAUAAGCUAGAAGAAUAUCCAGGGCUUUCUGCUGUUGAGGUUUCAACCAUAGAUAGCUUUCAGGGGAGGGAGGUGGAUGCAGUGGUCAUAUCGAUGGUUCGCUCAAAUCCACUGGGAGCUGUGGGGUUCUUGGGUGACAGCAGACGCAUCAAUGUGGCUAUCACAAGGGCACGCAAGCAUGUCACUGUGGUUUGUGAUACCUCUACCAUUUGUCACAGCACCUUCCUGGCCAGGCUCCACCGCCAUAUCAGGCGGUAUGGGCAAGUGAAACACGUUGCCCCUGGUUCCUUGGAUGGGGUUUCUGGCCUUGGCUUCAAUCAACCUACUCUCCCCUCUAUCAGCUAACACUAAUGACAAAUUACUGCCUUUAUGACAAGCAUUUCGUCUGAGCGUGUACAUAUGCAAUGAGCUGAAGGCUUUGUACGUACACAAGGAGUUCAAAGCUGAGAAAUCAAAUGGCCCGUUCUAUAUCUAUCCGUGAAGAGGUUGCAAACAGUGAUUCACGGAUAGAGAUCCAAGAGCUUCGCAAGGUGUGGCUGCCAUGAUGCAUGGGCAAUAUGUUGUUGAACUUAACCAAGGCGAGUUCUUGCAUUUUUGAAUUGAUGAACAGGAGGAUUGAUUCCGCAAGAGGAAGACGUCAGCUUCCACCUUCCUGGGCAUCUCUAACCUGUUGCUUGCCUGACACGAUGCCCAUGUUCAUGUAAAUGCUGUAUAGUUGACACGGAUAUGGUAUACGCAAUACAGAUUACAGACAUGUAUAGUAAAUUGUAUAAAUUGACAAUUCACAAUUGAGUUGGAACAAAGAAAUUGUGUUUUUUCGUUUGGAA
Molecule: messenger RNA, 3756 nt
Organism: Phragmites australis (common reed)
Lineage: Eukaryota; Viridiplantae; Streptophyta; Magnoliopsida; Poales; Poaceae
Exons: 6
Coding region: 335-3274 (979 amino acids)
Molecular function (GO): ATP hydrolysis activity; RNA binding; 5'-3' DNA helicase activity
Source: RefSeq, a predicted model, not a curated record